AUGGCUGCUAUUGAAAUGAUGGAUCCCAGGAUGGAUGCUGGUAUGAUUUGAAAACAAGUUAAUCGAAAAGUUCUCAAUUUUGAACAAGCUAUCAAGGAUGGCACCAUUAAAAUUAAAGAUCUCACCUUGCCUGAAUUGAUAGGGAUAAUGGAUACCUGUUUUUGCUGUUUGAUAACAUGGUUAGAAGGCCAUUCCUUGGCACAGACAGUUUCUACGUGCCUUUAUAUUCAUAAUCCAGACUUCAUAGAAGAUCCUGCUAUGAAAGCUUUUGCCCUGGGAAUCUUGAAGAUCUGUGACAUUGCAAGGGAAAAAGUAAAUAAAGCUGCUGUUUUUGAAGAG
Molecule: messenger RNA, 339 nt
Organism: Nannospalax galili (Upper Galilee mountains blind mole rat)
Lineage: Eukaryota; Metazoa; Chordata; Mammalia; Rodentia; Spalacidae
Product: N-alpha-acetyltransferase 35, NatC auxiliary subunit-like
Biological process (GO): N-terminal peptidyl-methionine acetylation
Cellular component (GO): NatC complex
Source: RefSeq, a predicted model, not a curated record